Molecule: messenger RNA, 1897 nt
Organism: Papilio polytes (common Mormon)
Lineage: Eukaryota; Metazoa; Arthropoda; Insecta; Lepidoptera; Papilionidae
Product: peroxisomal leader peptide-processing protease-like
Exons: 11
Coding region: 207-1799 (530 amino acids)
Biological process (GO): regulation of fatty acid beta-oxidation; protein processing
Cellular component (GO): peroxisome
Molecular function (GO): serine-type endopeptidase activity
Source: RefSeq, a predicted model, not a curated record
GCUGAUAUAACUUAUUAAAGACAAAAUAGGAUUUUAUUAAUCAUCAAGUCGUAAAUAAAAACAUUACUUUAUAUAAACCGGUUACUGAAUGCACAAGAUCAGUGAUGUACUUGAAUUUGCAAAGAAUGUACACAAACAUAAAUGUGAAGUGAUAGUUUUCGUAUUCUAACCUAUGAGAAGCAAACAAAACGCGAUUAGUUUCGAAAAUGUCGGUAGAAGGUGUGAUGGUCUCAUACAAUUACUCCGAAGACGGUGAACUGGCUAACAUUCUGACAGUAGCGGCCUCUGGAAUCAAAUUCUCAAAACGCUGGGUGCUAACUCACGGGUCCAUACUCUCACCUCUUAAAGAAGCCAAUAUCAUAAAAAAUGCCAAAGGAAAACCAAUUUUAAACGAAGAGUUUUAUGAUAAACUACCAGAAAUAUAUGUGACUUGCGAAAAGAAACAGUCUAAAGUGCCUAACGUUUACGAAGGAGUGGAGAGAUUAAGUAGGGAGAGGAAUUUAGAUAGUGAUAUUGAUUUUGAGCAAAGCUGCUAUCAGAUUAGUGUUCUUACUGGCAGGAUCUGUCACGUAUGGCAAUGCCCGGUGCUGGACCGGUGUGUUGACGACGUGCUGUACAGCUGGACAGUGGGCCACCGCGAUGGCGACCUCGAGCGCCAGACGCCGCUCGGCAAAGCUCUGCUCUCAGUCUUCGUACUCAUCGACUUGGAGAGCGACAACCGAGUGUUAAAGACUCUGCGUCCAUUGUCAGAGCUACUGGACAUGGUUCGGCCGCCGCCGGAGCGCGGCGCUCUCAUUGAAGUCCAGUCCACACCAUUCGGAUGCGAGGUGUUCCUGAAUGCAGUGACGCGGGGCUCGGUGUGCGGCGUGGUGGGGCGGCGACCUUCUCUGCUGCUCACUGACGCUGCCACUGCGCUUGGCUCUGAAGGCGGGCCUGUCUUCAAUGAAGGUCCCACUAGCGAGCUGGUGGGCGCGGUGGUGUGCAGCGUGUCGUGGUGGCGCGGCGAGUGGGUGGGGCUGACGCUGGCGGCGCCGCUGCGCGCCGUGCUCGCCGCCAAGCUGCGCGUGCCCCCCCAACACCCCCAGCACGUGCCCCGCCCUCCCUCGGGACACUUCAGCGACAUUCUGGAGCGCAUCGACCGCACGACGGUGCUGGUGCGGUGCGGCGCGGCGUGGGGCGCGGGCGUGUACCUCGGCGGCGGGUACGUCGUCACCUGCGCACACGUCGUCAAAAACCACACGAUAUACAAAGUGUCGCUGUACGGGCUGGGCGCGCGCGAGACCGCCAUCGUGCGCUACAAGACGGCGGACGACAAGGCCUACGACCUGGCGCUGCUCUACUCCAACCCGCAGCGCUGGCCGCAGCUGCUGCCCGCCGCCUUCGCGCAGCGCCCGCCGCGCAAGGGCGAGGCGGUGGUGGCGGCGGGCUACCCGUACUUCAGCGAGGACAAGCUGGCGGCGCUGCGCCCCACAGUCACCCGCGGACACGUCAACAACGCCGCGCCCUCCAUGCUGCAGACCUCCUGCUGCGUGCAGUCCGGCUUCAGUGGGGGGCCUAUAUUCCGUCUGGGAGGCGAUGCGGGGAGUGCGGAGGUGCUGGGGGUGAUCGUGAGCAACGCGAAGACGCAGACGGGGGCGUGCUACCCCUACGUCAACAUGGCCGUGCCCGCGCGCGUCUUCCUCACACUGCUCAGGAACUUCAUGGUCGACAAAGAUGAAACAAAACUGCGAGAAAUCGAAAGCAACAAAGAGAUCAUUCAAUCGCAAUGGCGGCUGUUGCCGUAUCGCUCAAAAAUAUGACUGCUUACAAUUAACUUACAAUUAAUGUAAAUAUUUAAGUGUCCUUUUAAAAGUAUAAAUGUGUUGAACUAAUAAAUAAAAUUGUAUAAUUUACUAUA